Messenger RNA from Carassius carassius (crucian carp), 953 nucleotides. RefSeq names its product C-type lectin domain family 17, member A-like. The transcript has 7 exons. The coding region runs from base 1 to 684 and encodes 227 amino acids. The record is from RefSeq and is a predicted model, not a curated record. Lineage: Eukaryota; Metazoa; Chordata; Actinopteri; Cypriniformes; Cyprinidae.
AUGCAUGAAAACAUUUAUAUAAAUACUCCCAUGCAGUAUAAUCCAGGGUCAGCAGCGAGAGAUCAAAAAAAGAAGUUUGACGGCAAUAAGAGGUAUGGUGUCUAUUUGGUGGUUCUUCUCUCUGUUCUCCUCUUCCUGUCUUUGCUGGCUACAGCAGUGUUGGCUUGCCUGUAUUACACCAGUAACUCAAAUCAGUUGAUAGAAUGUGAGCCAGUUAAAAACAACUCAAAUCUAGAAGACAACAAGCCACUACUGUCCUGUUCUUAUAAAGGUUUGCCAGAGAAGUGGGUCCAGGACAAGGGCAGAUUCUAUGUUUUCUCCAAUGAUACAAAGGAAUGGAACAGCAGCAGACAACUCUGUCAGGAUCUGGGUGGAGACCUGGUCAUCAUCAACAAUAGUGAGGAGCAGGAAUUUCUUGCUCAGCAAAUAGUCGCUUUUAAUGCAUUGGUGCUACACUGGAUCGGUCUGACUGACCACCAGACUGAGGGAGUAUGGCUUUGGGUGGACAACAGCCCCCUAAACAACAACAUCUCAUGUUGGAUCUACCCCCCUGACAAUUAUGAUAUGCGUGAUCCCAUGGGUGAAGACUGUGCUGUAAUAAAUGGAUACCUAAAAGGAGAAAAAUGGGGAGAUAUUUCUUGCUUGGAAAUGCAAAGAAGCAUUUGUGAGGUUCCGUGUUCUUGAUCAGUAGUACUACAGUUUUUACAGUGAUGUCAUUGAUAAACAAAAGCUGGUCCCCAAAGAACCUUUUAGGAAAUCUUUUUUUUUAAAUAACCAUCUUUAGUGUGAAGAAUAUUAUAAUGUAUUAAUCUAAACAACGUAUUUCCACUGUAAAGAACCUUUUGUCGAAUGGAAAGUUUUGGAUGUCAAAGGUUGUUUUGACACUUCAUGACUUUCACUACCAAUGUUAUAUAUAAUAAUGUAUUAUAUACAAUACAGUUAAGAAAGAUUUA